GAAAGAAUGGAACCAAGCUUUUUAGAGAGUUACCAUUUUAACUACAGUUAUGCAACGCCUGUUGGGUACCCCGUGUCUCUAGCCGCUCAAAUGGCUUCCAUAUACACCUGUGUUGCCUUCACAAUUGAGCGCGCUACAUUGCUGUGUGCCACCCUCUGCAUGCGGCCAACACAUGCACCAAGUCUCGGGCGAAAAAAGCGAUGUUACUCAUCUUCCUGUGGUCUAUACUCUACAACAUACCUAGGUACUUCCAUUACAGAGUCGACACAAAAUGGGUGGAGGACAAAAACCGAACAAAAGCUAUUGCCAAUGAAACAGAAUUUGGCAGCGAUACUGUUUUCCGACAAGUCUAUUUGAUAUACUUCCAACUUAUUUUCAUGUUUCUGAUUCCAUUCUCCAUCCUUAUGAUUCUCAACUCUGCCUUGAUACGAGCGCUUAAACAUUCUCAUCAGCAACGACAGCAGAUGUCCAAUUCUGCUGCUCGGGAACAUAACCUAACCAUCAUGUUGGUGGCCGUCAUCGUUCUGUUCCUCGUCUGCCAGUUUCCCUCCAUCAUUGACAACAUUCUCUUAGCCUCCACGGACCGGGUACAGCGCAUCAGCAACAUGCACUACAACAAAUUCUACAUCAUGUCUACCCUGAUGGUUGAGAUUAACUCAGCGACAAACUUCAUCAUGUACUGUGUGUUUGGUAAAAAGUUCCGGAUGGUGUUUUUACAUAUCUUUGGAUGCAAGAAAGUGCAGAACACCCUGCAGUAUCGCAACGAACUGAGGCUCGACAGCUUGGCAUCAGUCAAGGAAGUAAGCCCAAGGAGACAUAGGUAUUCGUUCAUCUCUUCAAAGACAGGGUUCUGGCGCAGCAAAGGGAUACAACUCUGCAUAACAAAAUAUUGUGGUUUAGGCCCCAGGGCCACAUGGAUGUACCCCCGAAGGUCAUUGAAUAAUAGUAGGAUGGCGUUUCCUAUUCUCGCAGUUCUUACGGAUAUUGGCUGAAAAGAUAACACAAACAAUUCUUAUCGUAUGAAUGCUUGUUGUGUUUAAAUGAAGGGCCUUCUCCUCUAACAUCUGCAUCUAUCAGUUGCUAGAUCCAUCAGGUGA
This is a messenger RNA of Haliotis rubra (blacklip abalone), 1097 nucleotides long. Its product is annotated as FMRFamide receptor-like. The coding region runs from base 201 to 992 and encodes 263 amino acids. Gene Ontology annotation, cellular component: membrane. Gene Ontology annotation, biological process: G protein-coupled receptor signaling pathway. Gene Ontology annotation, molecular function: G protein-coupled receptor activity. The record is from RefSeq and is a predicted model, not a curated record. The transcript is spliced from 2 exons. NCBI's taxonomy places the organism in Eukaryota, Metazoa, Mollusca, Gastropoda, Lepetellida, Haliotidae.